Thermothielavioides terrestris NRRL 8126 is the source of this 751-nucleotide messenger RNA. Its product is annotated as 60S ribosomal protein L33. The coding region runs from base 137 to 466 and encodes 109 amino acids. NCBI's taxonomy places the organism in Eukaryota, Fungi, Ascomycota, Sordariomycetes, Sordariales, Chaetomiaceae. Gene Ontology annotation, cellular component: cytosolic large ribosomal subunit; ribosome. Gene Ontology annotation, biological process: ribosomal large subunit biogenesis; cytoplasmic translation. The record is from RefSeq and is a predicted model, not a curated record. Gene Ontology annotation, molecular function: structural constituent of ribosome. The transcript is spliced from 5 exons.
UUUUGAAAUCGCCUGGGGGUAUCGUAUCGGAGUGCAGAGCUACAACCUUGACGCCAAACGCCGGACCUCGAAUCAGCACAACAUCUGCUGAUUUCCCUUGACCGUGGUCGUGAGAGAUUGAUCUCCAACCGACAAGAUGCCUUCCGAAGCUGGUCAUAGAUUAUACGUCAAGGGUCGCCACCUGAGCUACCAGCGUGGCCGUCGCAACACGCACCCCAAGACCAGUCUGAUCAAGAUCGAGGGCGUGGACGACACCGCCGCUGCCAACUUCUACCUGGGCAAGAGGGUUGCGUAUGUCUACCGGGCCCAGAAGGAGGUGCGCGGCACCAAGAUCCGCGUCAUCUGGGGCAAGGUGACGAGACCACAUGGCAACUCUGGUGUUGUCCGGGCGAAGUUCACAAACCCCCUUCCUGCGAGAUCUUUUGGCGCCUCUGUUCGGAUCAUGCUCUACCCCUCGUCGAUUUAAGGCAAUGGGUCAGGCCGGCGUUGGUUGGUAAAGAUGGUUCAUGAUUUCGGUGCAUCAGGGUUAGGCAGGGCCUCGACAGACAUGGCCUCGCUUUUAGCAUUCAAAUCAAGGGCAAUACCAAGACAGACGAUGCCUUGAGGAUCCGCAACAUCGGUCGCAAUGCAGUGCUUCACUGAUGAGCGAAACCACAAGGCAGCGCAGAGGGGGACUCGUUUUCUCUCGUGUCAAGAUCACAGUGAUCGUGGCCAAGCCCGGGCUACACAAAUCUACAGGUCUACACUCGCC